AUGGCGGACACGGAGAUGCCAUAUUCGUUCGUAACAGUGAUAGCGGAUCAAUUGUUAUGCCUAGUCUCGCCUUUGAUCACAAAUUUUGUCUCUUUGCAAACGGGUAACGUGGUUGGAUCAAUCACCAAUCCUUCCUCUGAAGCGGCAGCAAGAUGUGCAGCUGCAAUCCAAGUACCAUCUGCUUCAACUUCUUCAAAUGAAAGAUUGGAUUGUUUAGUCGCUUUGGCAUGUGAUAAUAAGGAAUUGAGCGUAUACAGAUUGCAAUUCGAUCAAGCUUCAGUUCAGAAUGCAUCCCUGGUCAAAAUAUGGUCGCAUUCCAUGCCAAAACGAGUGAGCAAGAUUCAAUGGGAAGAAGAUAGUUCAGAGGUUGAAAAGAGAAUCGUGAUCGGUGAUAGACAUGGAGACGUGAGGAGCUAUAUUGUUCCCAUCUCCGAAGAUGAACUUUCCGAACCACAGGCAAAACGACAAAAGGUAGAAGAAUCAAAUGGAGAAGAUUCCAAAAAUGCAGAACAAAAGAUGGAAGAUGAAGAAGAUUCAGGAACGUUGCACGUAGGACAUGUAUCCUAUUUGACAGAUUUCGUCUUGUCAUCCUUCACAUCAAAUCCGCCCGAAAACACUCCCGCUUCGUUUCUGAUAACCAGUGAUAGAGACGAACAUAUCCGAAUCUCACGUUGGGGUAACAGAAGGGCGGGGUACAUUGCAUUGCGAUAUCUACUGGGUUCAACACAGGCUAUCGGGGGCAUUUGUGCAAUAGAAGGAAGUUUAUGGCAGGCAGUACAGUCCUCAAAGUUGUUGAACGAACGUGGAGAGAAUGCAAGUCAGUUCCCCUUCCUCAUUUCAGCGGAUCUUAGUACGCUUCGAAUUUGGAGUCUACAUCCGGACAGCAAGUCAAAAGGAAGGAAAGAUUGCUUGGCUGCUGUAUCUCUCGAAGAAGCUUUAUUGCCGUAUGUGAUUGUCGACUCAAAGAAGGAAAGGAAGCGCGAUCAAAUGUUCGGCAAAGGGAAAGUAAGAGUGCCUAGAAAUGAACAAGGUGCACCUAUCUUGACAAAUGGUGUAGAUCAUGUGCCAUUGAUUAUACCAAUUAUCACCAAGAUACGAGCAUUCAUCGAUCCGACCGGUCAAAGUCAGCUAGUCUUUACUGUUGAUGGAGGCAAGGCACUCUUUGUCAUCUCUCUAGCAUCUCUCAUCUCAGCGAGCAAUAGUGACGAAGUGAUCAAAGCACUAAAGCCUUUAGAGACGCCUCUACCUAUUCUGGAAUACACCAUACAUCAACAUGACGCAAUUACAGAUGUCUGGAUGGUCCUUGAUGUGAGGCGGGAAUUUGUCAGCGAUGAAAGCAUGUCAAAGAAGCCAAUUGCUUUGGCCCGCUGGAACGAAGCACAGGGUGGCCUUUCUUUUAUUUCAAAAGACCAACAUCCAAUCCUGCAAUCUGGUGCUUUGGCACUUAAAGCCAGUUGGGACGAUGCUUCGGGUAUGGUAUUAUACGAUGCUCUUACCAUGUUUACCAAGCGUGAUUUCGAGUAUUCCGAAUCCGUUGAUGUGAUCUCUCAAGAUGGCUUGAUAAAAGGAGGUUUACCCAAUCAUGAAACUCCUGGUCGACCUGCAAGUACUACGAAUAAAGAUCAAAGCGAAAAAGUGACGAGAAGACGAGAAUUAGCGCGAGAAGAGAUGAAGAAACGAAUUGAAUCGACAUUGAACAAAUGA
Messenger RNA from Meira miltonrushii, 1704 nucleotides. RefSeq lists its product as uncharacterized. The record is from RefSeq and is a predicted model, not a curated record. Lineage: Eukaryota; Fungi; Basidiomycota; Exobasidiomycetes; Exobasidiales; Brachybasidiaceae. The coding region runs from base 1 to 1704 and encodes 567 amino acids. Gene Ontology annotation, biological process: RNA (guanine-N7)-methylation. Gene Ontology annotation, molecular function: tRNA (guanine(46)-N7)-methyltransferase activity. The transcript has a single exon. Gene Ontology annotation, cellular component: tRNA methyltransferase complex; nucleus; cytosol.